This is a messenger RNA of Prunus armeniaca (apricot), 1011 nucleotides long. NCBI's taxonomy places the organism in Eukaryota, Viridiplantae, Streptophyta, Magnoliopsida, Rosales, Rosaceae. The record is from the annotation of a GenBank genome assembly.
AUGGGCACUGUGAUGCAUUGCUAUGCAGGCUCAUACAAACCCCAACUCCAACUGAGCCUGAGAUUUUCCAGUUUUGGCGUCAUAUGUUCAUCUGAAGUUAGUGUAUCAAGGCAACAAGUUUUGAAGCAAGUGGAUAAGGAGUUGGAUAAGGGAGAUGAGCGAGCAGCGCUCUCACUUGUUAAAGAUGUGCAAGGCAAGCCUGGUGGCCUCAGGUGCUUUGGUGCUGCUAGGCAGGUACCCCAAAGGCUCUACAGCUUGGAUGAGCUAAAGCUGAACGGGAUAGAAGCGUCGUCUCUUCUGUCCCCAGUAGAUACUACUCUGGGUUCCAUAGAAAGAAACCUUCAGCUUGCUGCUGUGCUAGGAGGUGUUUCUGCAUGGAAUGUGUUUGGGUUUAGUGCACAGCAGAUUUUCUAUAUUUCUUUAGGAUUGUUGUUUCUGUGGACUCUCGACGCGGUAUCUUUCAAUGGAGGAGUUAGUAGCUUGGUUAUUGAUACAAUUGGUCACACCUUUAGUCAGAAGUACCACAACAGGGUCAUUCAACAUGAAGCUGGCCAUUUCUUAAUUGCAUACUUGGUUGGCAUCCUUCCUAAGGGGUAUACACUAUCCAGUUUGGAAGCUUUGAAGAAGGAAGGAUCGCUCAAUGUUCAAGCAGGGACUGCUUUUGUGGAUUUUGAAUUUGUUGAAGAGGUCAAUGCAGGGAAAGUAUCAGCUACCACGCUGAACAGAUUUGCAUGCGUAGCGCUAGCCGGCGUAGCUGCUGAGUAUAUUUUAUACGGCUAUGCUGAGGGUGGUCUUGCAGAUAUUAACCAGCUGGAUUCGUUGUACAGAAGCUUAGGCUUCACACAGAAGAAAACAGAUUCUCAAGUCAGAUGGUCUGUCUUAAACACUGUCCUAAUCUUGCGCCGUCACGAAGUAGUGCGAGCUAAGCUUGCAGAGGCCAUGUCAGAAGGAAAAUCUGUAGGAUCUUGCAUUGAUGUCAUAGAGGACACCAUUGGCAAUGCAGACAUCUAA